UCAUUUAUACAAUUAAUGGGGAGUUUAUUAGAUGUUACUAAAGAAGAUGGAGUUCCUAACGUACGAAAAGACUGGUAUUGUUAUGCUGUUAUGUCAUGUUUACCAUGGGUUGGUAGAGAACUCUAUGAAAAAAGGGAAUCACCUCUCGAAAUGUUAUUGACAACAAUUGAGGUAUAUUUGAAUAAGCGCCCAAAAAAGCAUGUUAAUAUGCUGAGGAUUUGGUCCACAGAUGUACCUCAUCCCCAGGAAGAGUACUUGGAAUGUUUAUGGAAUCAGGUAAAAAAACUGAAACAUGACAGUUGGACCGAGACCAUUAUACCAAGACCUUACUUGACGUUUGACAAUGUUUUGUGUGAAGCUCUUCAGCAUAAUUUGCCUCCCAUUGUGCCACCCCCUCAUCAUAACGCUUGUGUAUAUCCAAUGCCAUGGGUUGUAUAUCGAAUGUUUGAUUAUACAGAUGUCACUGAUGGUCACAUUAUGCCUGGUGCUCACUCCAUUGAAAGAUUUUUAGUUGAAGAACAUCUACAACAAAUAAUUGAUAUGUCAUGCAAAAAUAGGAAAGAAUGUGCAACUAAUUUAAUGAAUUUUGUACACAAAAACAAAGUACCUCUGGAGUAUUGUAUUGUUGAAGUGAUAUUCGGCUUGAUGUUCCACCAGCCCAAACCAAAGUAUUUAGAAGUAAUGUUUGGCUCUGUCUUUAUUGAAUUAUCUAAAUUAUCAACUAACACAAUGCCACUUGUGUUGGCUCAGACAACAGAAAUAUUAUACUCCCGUAUAGAAUCUAUGCAUGUCUGUGCUUUUGAUAGGUUUGUAUCAUGGUUUGCAUACCAUUUGAGUAAUUUCAAAUUCAGUUGGUCCUGGCAAGAGUGGGCAGAUUGUUUAGCAUUGGAUCCAGAACACCCAAAACCAAAGUUUGUGCGUGAAGUUCUUCAAAAAGCCAUGAGGUUAUCAUUUUAUGAGCGUAUGCGUGAUAUUGUGCCACCAGAUUUUGAACCUUUAUUACCUGAGAAACCGGAACCAAAGUUUAAAUAUGCUAUGGAAAAGUCCACAUUACCUGGUCAGUUUUUAUCAAACACAUUACUUACUAAAAUACGAAAUAAGACAACUCCCGAAGAUAUAAUUGAAAUAUUAAAAGAACCAUUGAUAUCGGAAAAUGGAGAAAUUAUGGAACCAGCAGACAUUGGAAUCUCAAAUCCAGUAAAAGUUGAUGCUUUUGUACAAACAUUGUUGUUUAUAGCCAGCAAGUCUUUUUCACAUGCUUUUGCAGCUAUUACUAAGUUCAUUAGUGUAUUUAAG
Diuraphis noxia (Russian wheat aphid) is the source of this 1296-nucleotide messenger RNA. It is a transcript of the gene Cbp80, whose product is annotated as Nuclear cap-binding protein subunit 1. The record is from RefSeq and is a predicted model, not a curated record. NCBI's taxonomy places the organism in Eukaryota, Metazoa, Arthropoda, Insecta, Hemiptera, Aphididae. Gene Ontology annotation, biological process: mRNA export from nucleus; nuclear-transcribed mRNA catabolic process, nonsense-mediated decay. Gene Ontology annotation, cellular component: nucleus; nuclear cap binding complex. Gene Ontology annotation, molecular function: RNA cap binding; mRNA binding; protein binding.